Messenger RNA from Yarrowia lipolytica CLIB122, 465 nucleotides. The record is from RefSeq and is a predicted model, not a curated record. NCBI's taxonomy places the organism in Eukaryota, Fungi, Ascomycota, Dipodascomycetes, Dipodascales.
AUGUCGCACGCCCAGGUUCUCAAACACGUCCGAGCCGUAUGGGGAGAUUUCCUCCAGCUCAGUGGCCUAGAGCCCACGCUGUUGUCUCAGCUUUCCAUCGACUCUGCUGAACGCGGAAAGGUCCGACUCGGCCUCACCGUCGCCAAGGAGCACACCAACCGGCUUCAAAUCCUUCACGGAGGCACAAUUGCGUCUCUGGUUGAUCUCGGAGGCUCCAUGGCCGUCGCUUCUUCCGGAGCUUUCGCUACCGGCGUGUCUACCGACAUCAACGUCUCCUACAUUGGCUCCGGAGGCAAGAUUGGCAACAAGAUCAUCAUGGACUGUUUGUUGGAUAACAUGGGCCGAUCCCUGGCCUACACCUCCGUUGACUUCUACAACGCCUCGGAUCUAUCUCUGUUUGCUCGAGGACGACACACAAAGUACAUCAAGCACGCCCUCAAGGACCCUCGGAAUGUCGAGUUUUGA